CCCGGGGCGCCCUCCCGCGCCCUCUCGCACCCUCGCAUACACAAAAGGCGGCGCGCCGGAGCCCGAGACCCGGGAACCGCCGCCACCCCGCCGCCGCCCGCAGCCAGGGGAGCAGAAGUCCGGACGCAGCCCCCAUAGAUAUGGCAAUGGUAGUCAGCACGUGGCGCGACCCCCAGGACGAGGUGCCCGGCUCUCAGGGCAGCCAGGCCUCGCAGGCGCCGCCCGUGCCGGGCCCGCCGCCUGGCGCCCCGCACACGCCACAGACGCCGGGCCAAGGGGGCCCGGCCAGCACGCCGGCCCAGACAGCGGCUGGCGGCCAGGGCGGUCCUGGCGGCCCCGGCAGCGACAAGCAGCAGCAGCAGCAGCACAUCGAGUGUGUGGUGUGCGGGGACAAGUCAAGCGGCAAGCACUACGGCCAGUUCACGUGCGAGGGCUGCAAGAGCUUCUUCAAGCGCAGCGUGCGGAGGAACCUGAGCUACACGUGCCGCGCCAACCGGAACUGUCCCAUCGACCAGCACCACCGCAACCAGUGCCAGUACUGCCGCCUCAAAAAGUGCCUCAAAGUGGGCAUGAGACGGGAAGCUGUCCAGAGGGGCAGGAUGCCGCCCACCCAGCCUACCCACGGGCAGUUCGCGCUGACCAACGGGGACCCCCUCAAUUGCCACUCGUACCUGUCCGGAUAUAUUUCCCUGCUGCUGCGCGCUGAGCCCUACCCUACGUCUCGCUUCGGCAGCCAGUGCAUGCAGCCUAACAACAUCAUGGGCAUCGAGAACAUUUGCGAACUGGCCGCGCGGAUGCUCUUCAGCGCCGUUGAGUGGGCCCGGAACAUCCCCUUCUUCCCUGACCUGCAGAUCACGGACCAGGUGGCCCUCCUUCGCCUCACCUGGAGCGAGUUGUUCGUGUUGAAUGCAGCACAGUGCUCCAUGCCCCUCCAUGUCGCCCCGCUCCUUGCCGCUGCUGGCCUGCACGCUUCACCCAUGUCGGCAGACCGAGUGGUCGCCUUUAUGGACCACAUAAGGAUCUUCCAAGAGCAAGUGGAGAAGCUGAAGGCACUGCACGUCGAUUCUGCCGAGUACAGCUGCCUCAAGGCCAUAGUCCUGUUCACCUCAGAUGCCUGUGGUCUGUCUGAUGUAGCCCAUGUGGAAAGCUUGCAGGAAAAGUCCCAGUGUGCUUUGGAAGAGUACGUUAGGAGCCAGUACCCCAACCAGCCAACGCGGUUCGGAAAGCUUUUGCUUCGCCUCCCUUCCCUCCGCACGGUCUCCUCCUCAGUCAUAGAGCAAUUGUUUUUCGUCCGUUUGGUAGGUAAAACCCCCAUCGAAACCCUCAUCCGGGAUAUGUUACUGUCCGGCAGCAGUUUUAACUGGCCGUAUAUGGCAAUUCAAUAAAUAAAUAAAUCAAAAUAAGAAGGGGGAGUGAAACAGAGAAAGAAAAGGCAAAAGACUGGUUUUGUUUGCUUAAUUUCCUUCUGUUAAGAAAGGAUGUUACAAGUUUGCUAAAAGAAGAGGGGGAAGAAUUUAAUGGACUGUGAAUUUCAAAAAAGAGUGAGAGAGACUGUCAAAGGAACUUUACAAAAUGCAUUAAAAAAGAAAACAACUCCUGUGUUGGGCAGAACAACUUGUUACUUAUCAUUUUUGUAUAAAAAGGAAUUAGUCUUUUUUUUUCCUUUUGGUAAAUUUUUGAAAAAUACUGCUAAAAGUGCAUUUAAGGAGUUUGAGAGAAAAUUAGCAGAAUGGACAAAGUAAGUUUUUUUUCCCAAAUUAUUAAUUGUCCUGUGUCUAUGUACCUCUAGCUGUUCUUUCUUUCUUUCUUUAUUUUUUUUCCUUUUUUUGUACUUUCCUGGUUCCAAACCAGUUUAUUCUGUGGUUCUAUAAUAAGUUUUGAUAUAAUCUUGGCUUCUUAAAAACUGUGUAUCAUUAAAAUAUAUGUUCUGCAAGAAUUAAAACUGAGUCCAUGAAACUAUCAUAGGAAGACAUAAAACUUUAAAAGGCAACUCAGCGAUGAUGGAAACGCACUUACAAGUGGUGGCCAAAUUUUUUAGGUGAAGUUGAGCACUCUAAUUAGCAAGUUGGAGGGAUCACAUGCAACACAGCUUCCCCUCCCCCUCCCCAUACCAAGAAAAACUUAGCUUUUUAAAAAUAUUUUAAGAAAGAGAAGGAACUGUGGAAUUUAUUGGCAGCCAAGAAAUGUGUCCAAGACACAAGCUGAGGUUUUGAAUAAAAAGUGAACUUUUGUAAUUUGAAUUGGGUCCCCCCCUCUUAGUUCUUGAAUUGUUAUGAAUCCUAUAUCUGUUUGUAUAUUUGCAAGCCCUUUGUAUUAUAAUUGUUGAUAUUUCCCCUUUUUAAAAAAUACCAUUGAAAUCAGCAUGACAAAAUAACACUGUUGGCACUUAUAGGUAACGUGAUUGAUUCAGUAUCUUAGAGUUUACAGUUUGUGUUUUUAAAAAAACUGAAGGUUUUUUUUUAAGUGCAACAUUUCUGUAUACUGUAAAAGUUAUAAUAACUGAACUGUUUGGUCGAGUCUUUGUGUGUUAUAUUCCAAGGAAAAUUGAAAGUAUUCAGAAAUUAAAAUAUUAUUUGAUAUCUGAAACCUGCUUGGCUGUCCCCACUCACUGUCUUUCCAUCAAGCUGAGCCCCUGUGAGUUCUCCCUGAGCCAGCGGCCCCGUUUGUUUACUCCCCUCAGUCAGUUUGCUCAAAGGUAGACUAGUGUAUUUGCCUGUUUAAUUUGGGUGUGUGUAUGGGGGGGGGGAGUUGAAGUUAAUGGUUUAUCUAUGGUUUAGGAAGUGCCACACUGAUAUAGUAAAGCCACCCCCAUUCACCUAAUCCUCCUUUUAAUUAAAAAUGGAUUUUCCAGGAGAAAAAAAAAAAAAAGAGGCCCUUAUAUUUGUCACACUUAAGUGCCUGCUUAGGGAUGGUAUUGUGAAAAGUAUUAGAAAUCUCGAGAUCAGUAUCUAUUUUAUGAUCAGGAAAAAAGAAAAAAAUGCUCUUUUGUAGAUUUCUGACAGUUAUACAGAGGAUUGGUCAAGCAAGCUAAUCACAGCACUGUAAAUAGAGAGCAGUUGUUCGGAAUGAGUUUUUCCUUAAGUAAGUGUGAUUU
Phodopus roborovskii (desert hamster) is the source of this 3094-nucleotide messenger RNA. RefSeq names its product nuclear receptor subfamily 2 group F member 2 (gene Nr2f2). The record is from RefSeq and is a predicted model, not a curated record. The coding region runs from base 141 to 1385 and encodes 414 amino acids. The transcript has 3 exons. Gene Ontology annotation, biological process: anatomical structure development; negative regulation of transcription by RNA polymerase II; cell differentiation. Lineage: Eukaryota; Metazoa; Chordata; Mammalia; Rodentia; Cricetidae. Gene Ontology annotation, molecular function: nuclear receptor activity; zinc ion binding; retinoic acid binding.